Messenger RNA from Limulus polyphemus (Atlantic horseshoe crab), 4957 nucleotides. Its product is annotated as sterile alpha motif domain-containing protein 15-like. The record is from RefSeq and is a predicted model, not a curated record. Bases 227 to 3523 code for a protein of 1098 amino acids. The transcript is spliced from 9 exons. Lineage: Eukaryota; Metazoa; Arthropoda; Merostomata; Xiphosura; Limulidae.
CCGUAAAAACUAUAAGAAAUAAAUUAAUGCUGUUUAGAAAAGUAAUAUUAAACAAACUAUGUAAAUUAAAUCAUUUAAACACUGUUUGCAAGUGGAGUUAUCAAUCGAUCUUUAUUUAGAAUUUACUAUCAUAUUCUAUUUUUAGCGUCGCGCUAACGUAUUUAAAUAACUCGCAGCCUGAGGUAGACGCCAGAGUGUACGUCGUGCAUGAGAGUAAUUGCAAGAGAUGGAAACUGAAAGAAACAGAAAGAAAUUUUAUUUAAUAAUAAUUGCCGUUUUAGUUGGCUGUGUUGUUAUCUUAGGACCAAAAUUAAUAUUUUCUUCAAUACAAUCAACAUCGCUUUCAACAGUCAAAAACGACCGAAACGAAGCAUCCUGUCAGUGUGGAAUUCUAUUUGAAUCUGAUGUGGCUGAUUACCCAAACAUUGUUCAGUUGUGUGAUAUGCUAAGCAUUGGAGAUGUUUCUCAGUCUCAUUUGAAGAAGAAGAAAUUUCAAAAGAAUGUGGAUGGCCCGCUAAGAAAAAUUGAAAAGUGUAAAAGAGAACUGCCAAAGUUUUGUGAACAGGAAUUGAAAAGAGUUGCACUUUCUGGAACAUUACUAGGAGGACUGAAUGAAAAACAGGUGAACAUUUUACAUUCUUGCUCAAAGCAAACAGACGAGAGAAGAAAAUUGAAGCAUAGGAAACAUUAUUCAUAUGGAAAUCGCAAAGACCGGUUCCAAGGAUAUAAGCCAUACUUUCGACAAGUGAUUGAUUCUGAGAGUUCCUCUCCAUUCCAAGCAGACUCCAGGAAGAAAGGAGCUAUGGUGUUAGCCACCCCCGUGUUUAUGUUAGGUGUUGCAGUGUUUUUCUUUUAUGUUUUCUUCAAGUUUGUUCUCAAAGAAAACUCAAGUGAAGAAGAAGCAGACAUUUCCACUGAUCAUGAGAGAGAGUUUGACUCUCCACAUCAAGAAGUGGAUAGUAAAAAGAAGAAAACACUGGAAGAUUAUGGAAACGAGCAAGUUGCUGAUGUCUUAAAGAAAGCACUGUCAGAAGUAUCCACUAAAUUAGGAAAGAAUAUUGAAGUAAAGGUAGCUGAAGAAACACCAGUUAUUGGAAAACAAACUUUGGAGAAGGGUCUUAUCUCUAAUGUAGAACAUUUACAGUCUGAUCAAGAUGAGAGUGAAGGAAGUAAACUAUCGGGGUAUGAUGAAAUCAAAAGUGAAGAAUCAGCGGUGUUUAUUACCGAAACAACUAAAGAUCUUGAAACUGUGAAACCUGAAUUGCUUUCAUCUGAAUUGGAAAGCUCUGAAAGUUUAGAGGUAGAAAAUAAAGACUUGGCAGAAGCUCAUCUAGACCCAUAUAUUGGAAAAGCAACUGAAGUACCACUUUCUCAAGAUGCAAACCUAGUAAAAACACAAACUUCUGAAGAUAUUACUGAAUUUCUAGAAAAAAAGUUAUCUCAUGAAGAAAGUGAACCUGUUGCAGAAGCAAAACUAAUAGAAACUUCUGAAGUUAGUAAGAUGCCAGUUGAGGAGGUUAAACCUAUUGGUUCAGAACAAUUAAUAGCUGUUGAAGAAUAUAUUUGUUUUACUAAUAAAUUAUCUGAGAAAAAUGUCAAAGCUCCAGUAGAAUCAAGUCAAGCAUUCAUUGUUGGAAUUCCAGAAAAGACCUCUGAAGAACUUAGGAAAAUAUCUACGAUAGAAAAUGUUGAACUUGUAGAAUUAGAAUCAGCCCAAAUGUCGGCUGCUGAAGAUGUUAUGGAAAUUCCAAAAAAGACACUUGAUGAAACUAGUAAAUUAUCUAUUGAAGAAAUAAUUGAACAAGUAGAAUCAGUUCAAAUACCUGCUGCUGAAGAAGACAUUUUGAAAAUUCCAGGAAAAACGCUUGAUGAAAUUAGUAAAGUAUCUACUGAAGAACAAGUUGAACUUAUAGAAUCAGUUCAAAUGUCAACUGCUGAAGAAGAAAUUAUGGAAAUUCCAGAAAAAACACUUGAUAAAACAAGUAAAGUGUAUACUGAAGAAAGAAUUGACCUUGUAGGACCAGUUCAAAUGCCUGCUGCUAAAGAAAAAACUGUGGAAAUUCCUGAAAAAAUGCUUGAUGAAACUAGUAAAUUAUCUACAGAAGAAAGAAUUGAACAAGUAGAAUCAGCCCAGAUUUCAACUGCUGAAGGCAUUAUGGAAAUUCCAGAAAAAAUGCUUGAAACUAGUGAAGUAUCUACUGAAGAAAAAGUUAAACUUCUAGAAUCAGUUCAAAUGCCUGCUGCUAAAGAAGAAACUGUGGAAAUUCCAGAAAAAAUGCUUGAAACUAGUGAAGUAUCUACUGAAGAAAAAGUUGAACAUAUAGAAUCAGUUCAAAUGCCUGCUACUGAAGAAGACAUUAUGGAAAUUCCAGAAAAAACACUUGAUAAAACAAGUAAAGUGUCUACUGAAGAAAGAAUUGACCUUGUAGGACCGGUUCAAAUGCCUGCUACUGAAGAAGAAACUGUGGAAAUUCCAGAAAAGAUGCUUGAUGAAACUAGUAAAUUAUCUACUGAAGAAAGAAUUGAACAAGUAGAAUCAGCCCAGAUUUCAACUGCUGAAGGCAUUAUGGAAAUUCCAGAAAAAAUGCUUGAAACUAGUGAAGUAUCUACUGAAGAAAAAGUUGAACUUAUAGAAUCAGUUCAAGAGCCAGAUGUUGAAGGCAUUUUGGAUAAAAUAGAUGAACUUGCCAAUAUAUCAUCUGAAGAGAAAGUUGAAUCCGCUGUACAAUACUUACAAGUAUUGGUUAAAGAAGUUCCAGAAAAAACAUCAGAAGAACCUAUCUAUAUAUCUGAAGAGAAAGUUGAAUCAGGUCUAGAACCCAGCCAGAAAUUAAGAACUGAUAAUCAUGAAGAAAUCACUACAGAAUCUGAGAAAAUAUCAUUUGAAGCUGUAGUAUCCAGUAUACAGAAAGAUGUAAAGAUAUUAAAUGAUGAUGAGAAAAGAGAUGCCACUGGCUGUAUCAUCUUGAAGUCUGGUGAUGGUAUUAAGGGAAGUAAUGCGACUGGCAACAACUUACUGGAAUCUGGUGUAACAAGAGAACCAGAAGGACAGUUCCUGGGGCCCAUAAAAAAUACAGCUUCAAGUUAUGUAAUGAUUGAUUCUUUGACAAACACAACACUUGAUAAAGUAACAACCCCUUAUGCUUGUCAGAAAUCAACUAAUGAAACUGUAAGGAACAUAUCAUCAACUGAUCAACAGGCUACUUUACUUGAUUCAUCUGGAGAAAUAAAAUUGGAAAAGUUUACCACAGGUAAUUCAGAUCAUGAAGAAAUGAUCGUAGUUAAGGACAUACAUCAACAAGAAGAUAAAGACAUAACAAAAGAAGCAAGUGAUGCAGAAUCAGUGCAUAAAGAAUCACAAAAGCAUGAAGAAGCUCUGGAUUUUGUUGGAUCGUGGGAUAAACAGGAUAUUUUGGGGUCAAAAGAUGUACAGGUAUUCUUAGAAGAUAAACAGUCAUCUUCAGUAGAGAAAAAGGAAAAAGCUGAACAUGGAGCAGGUCAACUUGAUGUGUCAGAAUUGUAAAAUGAUGUGAGCUGGUAGUUAAGUUUAAUAUUUGUGAUACCGUGCCUCUGCUUUAGCAUAGCCAUUAAAUAAUAAGACGUAAUUAACCACACACAGUUCAUUACGUAAGAAAUUGUUCUUAUAAAAACUGCUUAUGUGGUAGUAAAUACCAUAACACAUUAGUUUAACAAAAGUUUGGAAGAAUUUGGAGUAAAAUAAGUUCUUUUAAAAAAGUAACAGAUAUAAUAUGUAUUUAUGUACUUAACUGUGAGAAUUGAGAAGUGUUUAUUAACAUAUAUAUAUAAAUAUUUACAAUGAAAAUUAGUUUUAUAAAAGAGCAGAAGCCUGAUUUGCUGUGAUAAUAUUUAUUUUACUGAAUAAUCAAUACUUAUUUCUUUCAAAUAAAUGGGUUGCAGCUAUAUUUAUAAUAAUGUACUUUCUAUGUGCUGCAUCAGUUUCAAAACUAAUUUGUUGGGCUUUUAUUUUUAUUAGAAGUUAAUGGGUAAUAUAUUUACACAAGUACUAUUACUUUAUUAUUAUGAAUAAAAUGAAAUUCCAACUCUCUAGGAAUUGCACCAAAUUGUACUUAUUUUUUUUAAGAGUCACUAUUUCAGUAAAAGUAAUACAACCUUUGGUUGAAAAUGGAUGACACCACAAAAACUUUUCUACAGUGAAGUUGAGUUUAUUGUGUAACAUACUCUUCCUUUAGAUGUAGUAACUAAUUAACAGCUUGCUGUGGUUGCUAGUAAAUGUGAAGUACUAAAUCUAGUUUGUAUUUAGUCAAAACAUUUUUUUGUCUAAUACAAAUGUUGUUUGGAUCUUAUGUAUUCCUAAAGUUUUCCUUUGCUUGACACAAGUCUACCUUACAAAUAGCCAUUCAUAAGAAUGAAAAUAAGAACAGACUUAUUUCAGGUGUGAAUUGACAGUAGCUUCAGGUGAAUUAUAAAACCAUAACUACAAAGGUUUUUUUUGUCUCUGUACCACAACUGUCCUUGAAACUUCAAAUUAUCGUGCUACUUCAGAGUUAUUCCCAUAACUCAUAAAGUAUCUAAACCUUGUUUUUGAAAAAAUGUUUUAACAAAAUCUUUCCACAAACUCUUUAAUAUUGUUGAUAAUGAGAUACUUAUAAUACAUGAAACCUGUAUUGUUAAAUUAAGAGUUAAAUAAGUUUAGCUAUUGCAAAUUGUAAGACAUACAAAUAUUGUUAAAGUAUUACAUAAAUAUCUCUCUAACCAAUGAUCACACACACACACACAGGAAUUAUUUCUUAUAUAAUGUUUAUAAAGUAUUUUAUAAGCCAGUUGUACCUUAACUGUGCCAAGUUAUUUUUGAUUAAUUAUUAAGACAGACAAUAGCUGUCAUAAAGCCUUACUGUUUUGGUUAGUAAUCAUAAUAUAUGUGGAUAUGCUGUACUUUCCAUAAAAGUAGAGGAAAAUAUAAAAAUAUGCUUCUGUA